Messenger RNA from Mangifera indica (mango), 2286 nucleotides. RefSeq lists its product as uncharacterized. Lineage: Eukaryota; Viridiplantae; Streptophyta; Magnoliopsida; Sapindales; Anacardiaceae. Gene Ontology annotation, molecular function: translation initiation factor activity; mRNA binding. The transcript is spliced from 6 exons. The record is from RefSeq and is a predicted model, not a curated record. The coding region runs from base 217 to 2028 and encodes 603 amino acids.
CAGUACCAUAGCCUCCGACGACCAGAGUGAAAAAGCCACAGGGGCAAGAAGGGAAAAUGAAACGAAAUCUGACUCGAGUACAAGUUCAUCGGUGUGGAGGUUCUGUCUGAGAGCCUUGUGCGAUUCUCUGUCUUAUUUACGGCGUCGUUUCUCCUCUUCUUAGAGUCUGAUCUCUCCUUCGGUUGAGCCAGCAAAGCUUGAGAGAAAAGAGAAAGAAUGUCGAAGAAGAAAACUUUAUCAACUAUGUCCUUGAAGGACUUUCACGGCGGCUCCAUUCCGUCUGAUCUUCCUUUGCCAUCUGCACCUGGACUUGUGGUGAGCUCUGGUUCUGAGCGUAACAUGUCAACAAAUUGGGGAAACAAUCUGGUGAAGUCUGAUCUUCGUCCGAAACCCAAAUCGUUAGGUGCAGCCCGUAGUUUUGGUGAGAAAGCAUCAUUUCUCUCUCACCCUGCACCCAUCGGACAAAACUUCGAUGAGGAUGAACGUAAGCCAAUGAGUAGUGCAUUGGCUCCAAAUCGGACAAUUAGAGAUGAUAAUGUUUGCAAUAUGCACUCUUUUCAACCUGAAAUGAAGCUGGACUAUGUGUCUUCUGUGAGGAUAGCUGAUAGAUCUGUCUCAUCUCCGAGUUCAGUUGCUAGUUCAUCUCCACUGAGAGUGGGUGGAGGGAGUCAUCUCACAGUAAAUCUACCGACUCCAAUUAGUAAUGGUGGUCAGGGAAUUAAUAAUUUUAACAUACCGAGUACUAAUACUGGUCUGGGAGUUAGUAAUUCUCAACCAAAUGCUUGGGGUGUAAGAAAGGAGCCCAUGGCUGUUGAAGAAACAGUGAAGGCAUCUGUGCUGAAUGGACCAGAUGCUUUAUCAAAAAUUGCUCAAGCCAGUGCACUUGAGAAAGUUUCUUCUGGAAUGUGGCAGUCUAAGAAACCUAGCCAGCUUCUGCCACGUUUACUUAAUUCAAGUGACAAUAACAAUAAUGUGUCUGGUGUUGUGGAUGUGAUUACUGAGAGGCCUAAUUAUGAUACUUCACUGGGAAGUCAAGUUGUGACAGGUCAGAUAGUUGAAGAUGGAGCUAAGGUUGGGUUAAGGGAAUUGCCCAAAACUUAUAUAGAAGAGGUCAGGACUGGAGCUAAUAGUGUGGGGUCUUUGAUGUCAGCAGCUCCAACUCCAGAAAAAUCAGAAGGGCCUAAGUUAAAGCUACUUCCAAGAUCUGGCCCGCUGGAUAAAUCAGCAUACAAAAAUAGGCAGGGAUAUCAGCAGCCAGCACACACUAGCAUGGUUGAAUCUUUCAAAGAAUCUUACAGAAAUGCAGAUUCUUCAAAACCCAGUUUGACUGUUGCUGAUGGGGGAAGUCAAAUGAUUGAGAGGCCCAAAUUGAAUUUGAAACCACGUUCACUGCAUCUUGACCAAUUAGACAAAAGAUUUGAAAAAGAAAGGCAAACAUUAUUUGGUGGUGCUCGUCCUCGGGAAUUGGUUCUCAAGGAGCGAGGCAUAGAUGAGACUGCUAUUGGUAACCUUGCCCUGGGUCCUGCUCCUGCUCUUAACAGAGUUGACUCUCCGAGGAAUGAAGUGACAUCAGAGAGACUGAUUUCCUCCUCUGGUCACAAUUCAAAUACUGGGAAUCAUGUUCAUGGAAAGAGGACAGGACGCAAUUUGGAUAGGAAAGAGCAGCAAACAGGACCAGAUAAAAUUGAUAAUCAAGGAAGGAACUAUAGAAUUAAUAGCAGAUGGGGCAGUGGAGAUAGUGAUCAGCAGCAAGAAGAUUGGAAACCUGAACCUGAUACUUGGAGAAAGACUGAUAAAGAUUCGAAAUGGGCUUCUGAUGAUGCUUCAGGAAUCAACCAUGGGAAAUUAGUUUCUGCAUUGGAUCUUGCCCAAGCAUUUUCAAAGUCGGUCUCUGAUCCAAAGACACAAGAAGAACAUUCUACUCAAAGAGGGCUACCUGGGCAUAAUAAACAGAUGCCCUUUUCACGCCUGACAGAUGCCCCAGAACGUAAGUCGGCUCUGACAACGCAUCACAUAAGUGGUUAUUGAUUUACUGGAGAAGAGUUGGGAUUACUAGCUUGAAAAUGUGGUCAUGGGUGAUAGUAUGUUUCGAUUUAUGUUUGUCAUUGGGGCUCAUAAAUAAAAGCAUCCUUUAGCAGGAGCGGCAAAGUCUUCCCAGCAGUGCUUCUGAAUUGUACAAUAGUAAAUUCAUUAAUUUUAAAGAGAAGUACUAUGACUCGAAUGAAAUGUAAGAAAUCGCUUCAUACAAGUUCAAAUUUUUAUACGUCUGAAAUUUUAUGUUCUUUA